Pseudoliparis swirei is the source of this 4710-nucleotide messenger RNA. Its product is annotated as up-regulator of cell proliferation-like. The record is from RefSeq and is a predicted model, not a curated record. Bases 1 to 4707 code for a protein of 1568 amino acids. The transcript has a single exon. NCBI's taxonomy places the organism in Eukaryota, Metazoa, Chordata, Actinopteri, Perciformes, Liparidae. Gene Ontology annotation, molecular function: GTPase activity; GTP binding.
AUGUUGAACUACCCAAUAAUAGUUUUAAUAUUCAUUGUUUUCAUUUCUUCAGAGACACAUCUAGAGAGCUUAUUGGAGGAUCUGGGGUUGGAGGACCGCCUCAAAGAGAAGCUAUCCCUCAGCACAAUACUUCAGAUAGACAAGAAGACCAUCACUGAUGAACCUCCCAAGUGUAACGCAGAUCUCCCAUGGUACUUCCUAAAGAAACUGAUGAUGGUUAAUGUGACAGCAAGGAAUGUGAAACGUACAUCGGCAUGUGAGUCAAGCUGUAAUAAUUCGCUGUUAAAUCUUGCUAAUCUAGUAAAAAGUACAAAUUCAGGUGACAGGCUAAACCCCCUUGACAUAAUCACUGCCCUCUUUCUGUGCUCGGAUGGUUUUGUACGGCAGGAACUGUCACUCAAAAUGUCCAUGUGUCAGUUUUCAGUUCCUCUGUUGCUUCCUAACUGUGACACAAAGCAGUGCACACUCAUGCUUUGGGCCAUGAGAGACAUUGUUAAAAAGUACAGACCUCAGUCCCUGACCGAAUCCAAGGGCUUUAUUGAAGAAAGAAUUGUUCUGUCUGAACUUCCAAUGAUAUCAUUUGUGAGAUUCGGUGAGUGCUCCUUGUCCAAGUCAGAGAUCCUCAAUAAGCUUCUGAGCAAUGAUACCUUUGUUCAUCAUGAUAUGGAGGGUGGUGACAGUCCAAGGAGAAUAUCCAAUGGACUCGUUGAAAUCUCCUGGUACCUUCCAUGUGGGAACAAAAACAUGGACGUCUUCAGUGAGCCAGUAGCUGUAGCUAACCUUCGAGGGGACAUUGCUUCAUUUCAAACACAAUUUUCCUUUUUGUGUCAGACAUCUGCAGCAGUGUUUGUGUUCUUUGACACAUUGGACUCUGAAUGUGAGCUACUUACCAACCAACAACACAAGACACAGAUAUUUUUGGUUGGGAACCAUCAAAGCAAUCACUUCAGUAUCGAUGCUCUGCAAAAGGUAGCAGCUAAGUUGGGCUUGACUAACAACAACAUCCUUUUGAAAACUAAACAAAUGAAUGAUGCAGACUUUGUCAAAACAUUGGGGGAAACAGUCAGCAACGUAGUUGAGAACUCAAAAAUGAAGAUGAGAAUUGAGCAGAUGGCUGACAUUGCCCACGAACUGGGAAUCUUGGUUGAUGAAGAGUCUUCAGAGUGCCAGACUGCCAAGAAAAAUGCAGAUGCCAUCACGACUGAAAUUCAAGAUAUCCUUCAAUACAAAGAAGCUGAGCUGCCCUUACAAGGCCAAAUAUGGAAGGAACUGACUCGCUUAGAGAAGGAAGAAUUUCGGCUUCGAAAUGUCGGAUCUAAGAAUAUAGAAGACUACAAAAGUGAUCUUCUCCUAGAGAAAACACAACUUCGGAAAGAACAGAACUCUCAUGACAUUUCAAAUGCAAUGACAUGUUUCAUCAAUGCAAUAUCAAGCCCAGAGAUAGAAAGGUGCUAUUUCCUGAAAUGGAUGCGAAUGAACCUCGAUAACGUGUCUCGAGAGAAAUUGUCUGACCUCAGGGAGCGGUACAAAGAAAAAUGCAAAAAUCCUGAAAACAAAGAAGAAAUCAAAGACAUUGACAGACAACUUUCCAACAGCUCAUUGGGGAUUGAACACUUCUUCCGUGAAAUGGGUCAGAUCUAUGAAGCUUCACUUUCCCUUCCAGAAACUGACCCAUCACGGAAACAACUACAGCAUUUGCCCAAACUAUGUGCACAAUUGUUACUCGAUGGACUUCCUCUAGAGCUUGUAGAUGGAGAAGCAUCCAACAUACCUCUCAGAUGGAUUAGUGACGUUCUUUCUCAGCUCAAUGACUUGAUGUCUCCUCAGAAUAAGAUACUGGUAGUCACUGUUCUUGGAGUUCAGAGCACAGGGAAGUCCACUCUCCUCAACACUAUGUUUGGAGUGCAGUUUGCAGUCAGCAGUGGUCGAUGCACUCGAGGGGCCUUCAUGCUGCUCAUCAGAAUCAAUGAAGAUAUCAAAAAAGAACUCAACUGUGACUUCAUGGUGAUCAUCGACACCGAGGGCUUAAAGUCACCAGAGCUUGCACAACUGGACAAUAGCCAUGAGCACGACAAUGAGCUUGCAACACUUGUUGUUGGGCUGAGUGACGUCACCAUCAUCAAUAUUGCAAUGGAGAAUUCAACCGAAAUGAAAGACAUCCUACAAAUAGUCGUGCAUGCUUUCCUCCGGAUGACAGAGGUGGGCAAAAAGCCCAAAUGUCAGUUUGUUCACCAGAAUGUGUCAGACAUUUCAGCCCAUGAGAAGAAUUUACGAGACAGGAAACUGCUGAUGCAACAGUUAAACGAGAUGACCCAGGCAGCAGCCAAAAUGGAAAAGAAAGAAGAGAACAAGAACUUCACUGAUGUGAUGGAGUACAGUCCAGACACCGGGAACUGCUACAUUCCUGGACUCUGGAAUGGAAACCCACCAAUGGCACCAGUCAAUGCCGGGUACAGCGAAGCUGUGUAUGAGCUGAAGAAGAACAUAAUCCAUGUUUUGGGAAGUUGUGAGUCAUCUGCUUAUGAUAUCUUGGAGUUUACAGAGUGGAUGAAAAGUCUUUGGAAUGCAGUAAAGCAUGAAAACUUCAUCUUCAGCUUCAGAAACAGCCUGGUGGCUGAUGCCUACAUGAAGCUGUGCUCAGAAUUCAACAAAUGGGAAUGGGAAUUCAGACAACACAUGUACACGUGGGUUACAGAUGCAGAAACAAGGAUUCGCAACUUUGGUACCGUUGCUGGGAAAUCUGAGAUAUCUGACAUGUCAGAAUGUGUCAAACAGUUGAAAAGUGAAGCUUCAACAAUGCUGUCUGAAUGGGAGACAAAGCUUAUUGAAAACCUGGCACGGUACUUCAAGCAGACAGAGGGUCAUGUCUACCUCGUUGAAGAAUACAAAGAAGGCUUUAAAAGCAGUGCUAAGAGUCUUCGACGACAAAUGGAGAGCUCCGUGUUUAAUCAGCUCACCGCAGCAGCUGACAUCAGACACGGGAUGACAGAACUUGAGAGAAUCAAGGAGAACCACACAAAAGAAUUGGAGGGGAGAGUGCGUGCAUUGAUCGCAGAAUGUCGGGAAAAAAAGGUGAAGAUGGCAGACAAAGAGCUCGACAUAGAAUUUGAUAAGAUGUGGAAAAAAACAGCAAAUGAACUAUCCUUUUCGAAACAAAAGACUACAAAUGUCAACACGUGUGUUUCCCACUACCUGAGAGACAAUCUAUCACGCAAAGGGAGUCAUGCAUGGGAAUUAUUAAAUAACAAAGAGCUGAAAGAUUGUGGACUGGUGCAAUUCAAAUAUACAGUGGACGGACUUGGCAAACAGUUUAAACACAAAGUCUGCCAGUUCUUCAACAUUGAAGAUCACAUAAUGUGUUUACAAAACAUAGCUGAUUGUAUCAUUGCAAUUUGCACACAGUCUGUGACUGAAAGAAUGGAAAUAAAAAACAAUUACCAUGACACUUACAUCCAGGAGCUCCUACACUAUAUCGACGACAAGCUGAACAAUCAGAAUGUUCAGAUAGACAUCGAGUUUGAAGUUUCCCUGAAACAGCACAUCUGUGGCUUUGCAGCCAGACAGUUUCAGAAAAUGCAUGAGGAUUACAUUCAGGCGAAUGAUCCCUCCAGAUGUCUGAAUCAAAACAAGGAAAAGUUUCGCACUGACUUUAAAGAUGUAUUCCAUGACCGAGACCAGUGCCAAAAGAAGGCAGAAGAAUUCACGCUUUGCUGCUUGAAGCCUGCAGUCGAAGACUUUGUCUCCCGGUCCCUGGGUCCUGAUAUCAUUGGAGAAAUGCUGACAAAUGAGCAGUUCAGCACACGGAUGUCCUUCCAGUACUCAGUUUUACUGGAUUUGCUUAGAAAGGAUGACUUUGAGAACUAUUGGAGCUACAUUAGCUUCUAUGAAAUGUAUGUCAAGAAUUGGAUACUCGACCAAAUAGUGGAACGCUUCUCAGAAGAGUCUACGAUGUUUGAGUUUGAGGAUCGACAUGUGCAGUCAAGUAUCAGGAUCAUCAAUGCUGCUGUCAACAAAGCCAAAACAGAAAAGAGUGCCAACUUAGAGUCAUUUGUUAAAAACGUCUGUCAGGAACUUGGUGAUAAGCUGGUCAUUUCCCAGGAUGCUCUUGGUGCUUUCAUGAUCCUGAACAAUGCCGACCAGGAGCAGUUUGCUCACUGGCUGACUGAGUGUGUGAAGGACAUGGCACAAGACCUUCAAGAGGAGUUUAAUGAAACAGACAUCCUAAUGAAACUAAUAGAUCUUCGUGUGAAGCCUCAGAACGAGCUUUUCACCAAACUGAUUGGAUGUGGUAACCAGUGUCCAUUCUGCGCAUCGCCUUGUGAGGCAGGAGGACAAGAACAUAGCGAGCACUUUGCUUCACUACAUCGGCCGACAGCUCUGGGUCAAUACAGAUUUGUUCUCUCGAAGAAACUUAGCACUGAUAUAUGCUCCUCUCUUGUGAUCACACCAGACAGCACUUUUCGUUGUGGUGCUACAAACGGGGAAUUUCACCACCACAAGGAUUACAAAGCCAUUUUCCCUGACUGGAAAAUCCCACCCGAUGGAAGCCUUCAGGCAUCAGACUACUGGAAAUAUGUACUCGCCAAAUUCAACAACAAGUUCGCCGAAGCAUUCAAUGCAGAGUGUGCUGAUAUUCCUGAAAUGUGGGAAAUGAUUACACCUCAGCAAGCAGAGGAAAGCCUCAAAGAGUCUUUCAACAUCAAGUGAGGA